This is a messenger RNA of Racocetra persica, 737 nucleotides long. Lineage: Eukaryota; Fungi; Glomeromycota; Glomeromycetes; Diversisporales; Gigasporaceae. The record is from the annotation of a GenBank genome assembly.
AUGUCUAUGAAAGAAAUAAAAUCAUGUGACAUAAUUCUCGCAUCACCGAGUCUUUACUUACCAAGUAACACAACAAGCUCUUUAGCAAUCAAAGGCAAUAUCCAAAUUAAUCUUUCGGCUCCACUAAAAGUUACUCAAGUAAUAUUAAAACUUCAUGGAUUUGCCCAAUUUAAUAAUUCUCAAAAAGCUACAACACGAAAUUUAACGACCAAAGAUUUGAUUAAACAAAAACUUACCGUUGUAAACAUCACCAAAACUUUUAAUCCUGGUGAAACAUUGCUUCCGUUCGCUAUUACAUUGAAAGCACCGAUAAAUCUUCCAGCCAGUGUUGAGGGUAAACAUGCUGCGAUUAGAUAUGUGCUUACUGCUGAGUUGACCAAAGCUUCUCCGCAUGCAAUUCACAAAAUCUCUAAAAAUGUAAUUUUACGAAAAACCACAUUAACGAAUGGUGUAGAUAUCAAUGAAAAAGUAAUUUACGAAGAUGAACGUGAAGGAUUGUUAAAAUAUAAAGUUUUUGUUUCUAAAUACUUAGCCAUUCAUGAUGAUGCCGGCGAGGAAGAUAAUUCGGAUAUUUCUGCGGAACCUCGUGGUGUCGUUAAAGUUGAAGCUACUUUUGAAUCAUUGGAUAAUGCUGGUGUUAAAGAAGUGAAAGUUGAGUCAUUCGAGUAUGAGAUGUACAAUUUUGCAAAGUUUGGAGCAUCUGCUGGAUCAUCAUCCGCUUCUAGUACAUCAAAAUC